This is a messenger RNA of Ictalurus furcatus (blue catfish), 2111 nucleotides long. RefSeq names its product katanin p60 subunit A-like 1 (gene katnal1). Gene Ontology annotation, cellular component: microtubule cytoskeleton. The record is from RefSeq and is a predicted model, not a curated record. Bases 219 to 1682 code for a protein of 487 amino acids. Gene Ontology annotation, biological process: microtubule severing. Gene Ontology annotation, molecular function: ATP hydrolysis activity; microtubule binding; microtubule severing ATPase activity. NCBI's taxonomy places the organism in Eukaryota, Metazoa, Chordata, Actinopteri, Siluriformes, Ictaluridae. The transcript is spliced from 12 exons.
AGCGUCUCUCCAUGGUAACGUCAGAGCGGUACGAGCUGUGGCUCAGAUCUCAUAUGAAAGAGUAUUCUGUCACGUCGCAAGACGUAAGGGAGUAGAGUACGGAAGCAGGGCUUCAGACCUCCGUGACUUGUCUUCAGUUCAGCAGCACCAGCAAAUGCAUCUGCAACCAAUCGUAGAUCAAGUUUUUGGAUCAAGCUCUGAUUGGGAUAUUUUUCAGGAUGAAUUUGGCCGAGAUUUGUGACAACACGAAAAAAGGAAGGGAAUAUGCACUGCUCGGGAACUAUGACUCUUCAAUGGUGUACUACCAGGGUGUUCUACAGCAGAUCCAAAAGCACUGCCAGUCUCUUCGAGAUCCUGCAUUAAAGGUCAAAUGGCAACAGAUUAAACAGGAGCUGGUGGAGGAAUAUGAACAGGUAAAAAGCAUUAUAAAAACUCUGGAGAGUUUCAAGAUGGAUAAGCCUGUCGAUCUUCCCAGUUCUCGACCGGAGGACUACAUGAGGGACCCUGCUGUGUGGCCACCUCCCACCCCUGCAGAACACAGACCACCUGCUCAGGUGAAGAGGCCAAACACUGGUGUGAAGGCCCAGCGUAAGGACUGUCCUGGCAUCCAGCACCGGGGUGCUGCAGGAAAGGGACAGCCAAAUUCUAGAUCAGACAGACCUGCUGGCCGUGACCUGCGCAAUCCUAAAGUUAAAGAAGAGAAGGGUAAGAAUGCCCAGGAGGGGGCAACAGAAGGAGAGUUAAAGAAAUUUGAUGAUACUGGUUACGACAGUGACUUGGUUAACGCUUUGGAGAGAGACAUCGUGUCAAGAAAUCCUAAUAUCCACUGGAACGAUAUAGCAGACCUGGAGGAUGCCAAGAAACUUCUGCGGGAAGCUGUAGUUUUGCCAAUGUGGAUGCCAGAUUUCUUCAAAGGCAUCCGGCGCCCAUGGAAGGGUGUGUUGAUGGUUGGACCUCCAGGUACAGGCAAGACCAUGCUGGCUAAAGCUGUAGCUACCGAGUGUGGUACCACUUUCUUCAACAUAUCAUCCUCCACACUUACCUCCAAGUACCGGGGAGAGUCAGAGAAACUUGUUCGGCUGCUCUUCGAAAUGGCUCGAUUUUAUGCCCCCACCACUAUAUUCAUUGAUGAAAUCGACUCUAUCUGCGGGAGACGUGGCACAUCAGAUGAACAUGAGGCAAGUCGCAGAGUGAAGUCUGAGCUUUUGGUGCAGAUGGAUGGUGUAGGAGGUGCGACAGAAAAUGAUGACCCCUCUAAAAUGGUGAUGGUUCUGGCUGCAACAAACUUUCCAUGGGACAUAGACGAAGCCCUGAGGAGGAGGCUGGAAAAGAGGAUCUAUAUUCCUCUGCCCACUGUAAAAGGGCGAGCGGAUCUGCUCAGGAUUAGCCUGAGGGAGGUGGAUGUGUCUCCUGAUGUUGACUUGGACAUCAUUGCUGAGAAGAUGGAGGACUACUCUGGGGCUGACAUAACCAACAUUUGCAGAGAUGCGUCCAUGAUGGCAAUGCGUCGGAGGAUUCAAGGCUUAAGCCCGGAGGAGAUUCGAGCGCUGUCCAAAGACGAUCUGCAGAUGCCGGUCACUAUGGAGGACUUUGAAAUCGCACUCAAGAAGAUCUCCAAGUCUGUUUCUGCUGGCGACCUGAAAAAAUAUGAGGCCUGGAUGAGUGAAUUUGGCUCUGUUUAAUUAGAAAGACUGCACAACAAGAAAGAAAGGAAUCACUAUCUGAGACUUCUUGUUUUUCAUACACAGAAAGCUAAAAUUCUAUACACUCUCCAACAAAGUCUGUAUACUGCACCAAGUAGAGCAACACUGAUGCUGGGUUGUGGUGUUUUGGGGCACCUUCAAUUCUUAAAGAUGCACUAUUGCCCAGUCUGCUGUAAAAGUUGAGCCAAUUUUAUGUAUAACAUGUGAAGUUUCUAACUUACAUGAUUCCGUUGUAACUGAGUCGUCCUUUGCUUUCUUUGUCGUUAACUUAAUCUUUCAUUUAGAUCAAGUAGACAAUGUAAAGCAUUUGGUACUAUUGUUUGUGCUGUUUUCUUUGUGACUUUAAUAACUGUUAUAAUACAUUGUGUACUUUUACAAUAAAUUGUUUCCUUUAUUGUGUACUUCUAA